Messenger RNA from Gastrolobium bilobum, 1101 nucleotides. RefSeq lists its product as uncharacterized. NCBI's taxonomy places the organism in Eukaryota, Viridiplantae, Streptophyta, Magnoliopsida, Fabales, Fabaceae. The transcript has 5 exons. Bases 45 to 929 code for a protein of 294 amino acids. The record is from RefSeq and is a predicted model, not a curated record.
GGGGAGUGCUAGCGUCUUUUUUCACUUCAUCGCUGCGAGAGAAGAUGGUUCGAAAACUAAGUGCUGCCAAGAAUAACGACAAGGUUCUUAUGCCUGAAAAUAAACAUCCUUAUCAAGGGAGAGAGGAACCGCUGCCUUCCAAUGGAAACAUAAAAUCGCCAGGGGCAUUAGACUCUCAGCAUGAAAAUCCACACCUUAGGUGUUCCCCACUGAAGUAUCCAAAUUCCUCCAUGGAAGGAUUGGAUACAUGUCAUGAUAAAAGCCCUGCACUAGAGCAAGUAAUUCGUGAAUAUGAGCAUCAAAAGAAGUCUGCUACAUCCCUAAGGAAAAAGUCCAAAUACCAUGGUACAUCUGUGAGGCGAUCCCAACGCAUUAAAAGUACCGUUGUUCAUCCCCCUAGCUCAAGCUGUGGCAUUGAAUACAUUGAGGAUAUAACUGCUAGCGAAAGUGAGAAAGAUGAACCAGAUAAUCAAAUAGAGCAAGUAUUGCCAGAGCCAGAGCCGGAGCCGGCAGAAAAUAUGAGUGAAAAGAGCUUGGAUGAAAAAGUUGACUAUGCCUUACAAAGAAUAGAAGAUCUGAAUAAGAUCGUGGAAUUGUUGAAGUCCAAGCAGGUACCUGAGAAUCCUGGCUUCUAUGAAGCCCCAUCAAUGACAUCGACAAGUUACCGGACCGACUCACAAAAAAAGCUUGAAGCUUUAACAGAUGAAAAUCAACGACUAACUGGAAAGCUGGAAAAUGCUCUUGGCAAAAUUGAAGUGUAUGAGAAGGAGAAACGUGUUUUGAUUGAAGUAUUGGAUAAAAUGAAGGAUACUGUUAAUGCUAUUGUGGUUUCAAAUCUGGCAAAAACUACUGAAGUGGCUGUGAAUGCAUCGACUCAAGCAAUCCACAAAGCUUCUGCAGCUAAAAGAAAGCGAAAAGCUGAUGUAUAAUAUAAAAUCUGUAUCAUUUGAACCUGACGCCAGUGUGUUAUGUUUGUGUAUGUGGCGUUUAAUCAUUUGAACCUGGAUUUCUGUUGCUUUUGUAUGUGGUUCCCAUGUUCCAGGUCUAAUUUUGAAAGCAGUAUAAUUGUUUAUUGUAUCAAGACCUGGAACUUUUGGUGUU